Quercus robur (English oak) is the source of this 1351-nucleotide messenger RNA. Its product is annotated as phosphoglycerate mutase-like protein 1. NCBI's taxonomy places the organism in Eukaryota, Viridiplantae, Streptophyta, Magnoliopsida, Fagales, Fagaceae. Gene Ontology annotation, cellular component: cytoplasm. The coding region runs from base 60 to 1172 and encodes 370 amino acids. The record is from RefSeq and is a predicted model, not a curated record. The transcript has 10 exons. Gene Ontology annotation, molecular function: phosphatase activity.
AAAAUAAAAUCACAAAGACAAGUUUCAGCAAAGCUAGCAUAGAACAGCGAAGUAGCAACAUGACCAAUAUUAUUAAAAAUCCCGUUAAUCCUUAUUAUUCAGAAAUAUAUAAUACGCUUAAUCCAAUCACAACUGGUCCUGUCACACUCAGACAUUAUCAUAGGAAAAACAGGCAAGGCACUUGCAAUUCUCUAACGUAUCUCUCUUCGUCCACUCGCAUUUCUAACAGUUGCAGAUAUGGAUGGUGGUGCAGGCCCAUGUUUGUUUCCAUUGCACAGAUGCAAAACUCUUCACCUGGACAUUCAAGAUUGCCUUCUUUCUUGGCUUUUGCUCGCAACUCAAGGCAUUGUGGUCUUUUAAAACCAUACAUCCAGGUGAGGCAUGCACAAGGGAUCCACAAUGUAGAGGGAGAUAAGAACUACAAGGCAUACUUGUCUCCAGAAUACUUUGAUGCACACCUUACACCACUAGGCUGGCAACAGGUUGAUAAUCUGCGAAAGCAUGUUCAUGCCAGUGGGCUUUCCAAGCGGGUUGAUUUAGUUAUUACAUCCCCAUUGACAAGGACCAUACAGACUGCUGUUGGAGUAUUUGGUGGUGAGGGCUAUACAGAUAGGAUGGAUGUAUUGCCUCUAAUGGUGGCAAAUGCAGGAAACAGUAGUCGUGCUGCAAUCUCAAGUCUUAACUGCCCGCCAAUCAUAGCAGUAGAACUUUGUCGAGAACAUUUGGGAGUUCACCCUUGUGAUAAAAGGAGGAAUGUCGGUGAAUAUCAGUUCCUUUUUCCUGCAAUUGAUUUCUCAUUGAUAGAAAGUGAUGAGGAUAUAUUAUGGAAGGCUGCUAUUAGAGAGACGACGGAGGAAGUUGCAGCUAGGGGGUUGAAGUUCAUGAACUGGUUGUGGACACGGCCAGAGAAGGAGAUUGCAAUUGUUACCCACAGUGGAUUCUUGUUUCACACGCUAAGUUCAUUUGGAAAUGACUGUCACCCCUUGGUGAAGAAAGAGAUAUGCAAACACUUUGCAAAUUGUGAGCUUCGUUCUAUGGUCAUUGUUGAUAGAAGUAUGACAGGUUCAGAUUCCUCAACAACUAAUUAUCCAGGAAAGAUCCCUGCUGGGCUGGACCGCCCUAGUGAUGUUGUGGACGAGAAUAAACUAGAGAAAGAGGGGCCAGAUUCUUGAUUUACAUAGAAAAAAAUAUGCCUUGAGGUUCAUGUAUCAAGCAAAUUGGAACAUUCAGUUCCAUAUACUAAAUGCAUUCUCUGAAGCGUGGGCUUCUCUUAAACUGCAUACCUAUUAUCCUAUGUGUUGUGGUAACAUACAUUUUGAAAUUGAUUGUUAGAUAAAGAGGUUUUAUUUAA